Molecule: messenger RNA, 1325 nt
Organism: Hypoxylon trugodes
Lineage: Eukaryota; Fungi; Ascomycota; Sordariomycetes; Xylariales; Hypoxylaceae
Product: regulator of volume decrease after cellular swelling-domain-containing protein
Exons: 3
Coding region: 150-1130 (326 amino acids)
Biological process (GO): mRNA cis splicing, via spliceosome
Cellular component (GO): spliceosomal complex; cytosol
Source: RefSeq, a predicted model, not a curated record
GUCGGCGCUAUUCUUCUCACAAGCUUUAACAUAGCCUCAACGUAGCUUCAAUUAAAGUACAACAGCUUCUAUUUCAUUUCUAUUGAGUUAAUUGGUUUUAUACCGAAGUAAACUUAAUUGAAUAAGGCCUUUUGUUACUGCUGACAGUUAUGUUGCCUCCGACCGUAAUUAGGACUUGUCCUUCGGCAGACAACGAUUUUCAGCCCUUGAGUGAAUACCAAGCUCAAACUCCGGACACGUUCUUCGAUGGAAAGCCUGUUCUAUACUAUCACGAUGAGAAUGUCAAGGCUUGGGUAUCUGCAGAGCAAUAUGAACGCCUAUACUUCUUCACCAAAGCUUCAGGAGAUGGAAGCGCAUCUUUAAAUCCCACACCACCAGAAUGCUACGCCUUAGAAAAUAACUGGGGAAAGCAUCUGCAUGAAGAAAAAGUUGAAGUAUUCGUAGCCUCAAGCAAGUUCAUUCUCUUCUCCCACAGCAGUGGGACUGGUAUUGAAAUUCCCUACCCAGCUAUCACACUCCAUGCUCUCAAGAAUUUCCGCCACGUAGAAAAACCUGACGAGGCUGCAUCGAAGUUUAUCGGAGUUUACAUGCAGCUCGAAUUCUCGGGUUCAGGCGAAGAUGACGACGAGGGCUUCGACCCGAUUGAACUCACACUCAUUCCAUACAAAGCAUUGCCAAAAGAGCAACCACCUACAGAGGCAGUUACUGUCGAUCCCUUGAAUAGCGAGCGAGCUACCGCGCUAUUUAACCAAGUAUCGGCAUGCUCAAAUUUGCAUCCUGAUCCUCAUGAAGAGGGCGAAGAAGAGGACGAGGAUGAUGAUUUCGAUCGCAUUGUCUUUGAAGGGAAUUCCGAAAGCGAAGCUGUUGAGGGAUUGCCCGGUGUUUUUAGAGGGGACCUUAAUGGCGGUCUCCCACCUCCGAUGCCCGGGAGCUCUGGUUGGAUUACUGCUGAAAAUGUCAACCAAUAUUUUGACGAAGAUGGAAAUUGGAUCGGAGGAGAGGACGGCGUGAGUGGUGAGCUCGGAGAUGGCGCGGGCCGUGUCCGAGGUCGGGACGAAGUGGAGGAAGACGGCGCGAAUGGAGUAGAAAAUGGCGAGGAUACGGAUUCGAAACGCCCACGAACCGAAUAAACGAUUUCUAAAUAGAGCGUCGAGGGCCCAGCGCUACAGACCCAUGGUUUUCGCAGGUCUCUUCAUUUGAGAUGCGAGUCUGCCUCAUAAUCAAUCAAGGAUAUGAAUAAAAAAUUCAAUGUGUUGCUAAAUUUAUGAGAUUCAAUGAGGAUUCGCUAGAUCCGUAGCUAAUAUUCUACGGGCCGCGCCGUCCCG